Magnolia sinica is the source of this 482-nucleotide messenger RNA. RefSeq names its product carotenoid 9,10(9',10')-cleavage dioxygenase-like. Lineage: Eukaryota; Viridiplantae; Streptophyta; Magnoliopsida; Magnoliales; Magnoliaceae. The record is from RefSeq and is a predicted model, not a curated record. Gene Ontology annotation, molecular function: oxidoreductase activity, acting on single donors with incorporation of molecular oxygen, incorporation of two atoms of oxygen. The transcript has 3 exons. Bases 29 to 331 code for a protein of 100 amino acids.
AGGUUAGGUAGGAUUUCUUGGCAAUCACAUGCUUUUCUGUUGUUUGUUUCCUUGCUCUGCUACUUUUAGGCUUUGCUGUUUGGUUUUUCAACAAUUGUGCUCUCAGGAAAUGGUGAAGGGUGGGAAGCUAAUCUUCUCAUCUGACGCAACAAAGAAAGCUCGCUUUGGUGUACUCCCACGAUAUGCAAAAGAUGAGCUUCAAAUCAGAUGGUUUGAGCUCCCAAAUUGCUUUUUCUUCCAUAAUGGUGGGAAGUGCCUUGUUCCUGUGGGUCUAGGAGAUGAUGAUCAAUGCAUUGAGGGAGCUCCACACGUCAUCUCCGCAAAGCUAUAACUUAAAGUGUAGAUUAUUUUGUAAAUUUGAUUUUGCAAUGAAACAUCUUCAAGCACAUUAUUUUCUUAUGUUUUUAUUUGGAUUAAUCUCUAUUUUGAUGGAAUGUAAUAAACUUCUGUUAAUUUAUUUCUCUCGACCCUAAAUUUCGUGU